CUACAUUGGGUUAUAAACGCAGUGCAACAACUAAUACUGACUUUCAGGCUAGCCAGGGACGAAAAGUGGUGGAUCCACGCGCCCUUAAACGCAAUAAAACGAGUUUUAACUAAUUUAAAUACUAAAAGUAAAUACAUUUUUUUUAAAUGUCGUACAAUAAAGUAGUACCAGCUCUAGUCAAGUCAAGUUCCGACAACAUCAAGAGAAUAUACUUGUCUCACGGGAGAUUUCGCUCCACGGUCGCAUCCACGCAACGUGAUGAGGUUGAAGGAGGGAAAGAGAAGAAAGUUGAUGAGUGCACUGUGGGGAAAGCUGUUCAAGCGGACCUCAUCAUCCAGUCAAAAAAUACUACCGAAGCUCAAACACAGAAGAUCGAAAUCGACUUUGACAAUACUCAUGAAGCUUACAAAAGUAAAGAUAACAUUGAGCUGCUUAGAAGUCUGUUGGUCUUCAAGCUUUGCACAUUCGACUUCCUCGUUGACAAGAACAAGGAGUUGAUGGACCUUAGCAAGAAGGUAUUUGGCCAGCGGUUGUUUGAGAGGCUGAUGAAGAUGACGUUCUAUGGACAGUUUGUGGCCGGGGAGGACCACAACUCAAUCAAGCCUCUGAUCCAUAAGAACCAGGCCUUCGGCGUGGGGUCAGUCCUGGAUUACAGUGUGGAGGAAGACCUGACCCAGGAGGCGGCAGUGAAGAAGGAGAUGGAUGCCUGUGUGUCUGAAGCUGAGAAAGAAAGUCCAGUGCCAGUUACAGCAUUCUUUGUAACGCAGGAAUAUGACCACAGCGUUGACCACCGUGAGAUGAAGUACAAGGCCCACCGUCAGUUUGGGGACCGUCGUGAGGGCGUGGUCAGUGCCAGGACAUACUUCUAUGCUGAUGAGGCCAAGUGUGACAACCAGAUGGAGACCUUCCUGAACUGCAUAAAAGCCUCAGGGGGGGCCUCUGUAGAUGGAUUUUCUGCCAUUAAGAUGACUGCCCUGGGCCGUCCACAGUUCCUGCUCCAGUUCUCAGAGGUGCUGGUGAAAUGGAGGAGGUUCUUCAACCUGCUGGCAGCACAGCAGGGGAAGUCUGGCAUGGAUGCACUGGAGCAGAAACUGGAACUGGAACAGCUGAAGGAGAGUUUGACUCAGCUGGGGGUUGGAAAUAAAGAUGACAUUGAGAACUGGUUUACUGGAGAGAAACUGGGCCUAUCAGGAACGAUUGACCUUCUGGACUGGAACAGCUUGAUUAAUGACAGAACAUCGAUCUCGAACCUGCUCGUCAUUCCCAAUGUUGAGACUGGUCAGCUGGAGCCUCUGUUGAGGAAGUUCACUGUUGAAGAGGAGAAACAGAUGAAGAGGAUGCUGCAGAGAGUGGAUGUUCUGGCCAAGCAUGCGGUGGAGAACGGGGUGAGGCUGAUGGUGGAUGCUGAGCAGACGUACUUCCAGCCGGCCAUCAGCAGACUGACCCUGGAGAUGCAGAGGAUCUUCAACAGAGAGAAGCCCAUCAUCUUCAACACCUACCAGUGCUAUCUUAAGGAAGCCUAUGACAAUGUGUCUGUGGAUAUGGAGCUGUCCCGGCGUGAAGGUUGGUACUUUGGGGCCAAGCUGGUCCGCGGGGCCUACAUGUACCAGGAGAGGAGCAGGGCGGAGGAGAUCGGCUACGAAGACCCCAUUAACCCAGACUAUGAGGCCACCAACCGGAUGUACCACAAAUGUUUAGAGUUUGUGUUGGAAGAGAUCAACCACAACAGGAAGGCUAAUGUCAUGGUGGCGUCACACAACGAGGACACUGUCAAAUUCACUCUGGAGAAGAUGAACCAGAUGGGUCUGUCACCCACUGAGAACAAGGUCUAUUUUGGACAGCUGCUCGGAAUGUGUGACCAGAUCAGCUUCCCACUAGGCCAGGCUGGAUUCCCAGUGUACAAAUACGUCCCCUACGGCCCAGUCAACGAGGUCAUCCCCUACCUGUCUCGCCGUGCCCUGGAGAACAGGGGCUUCAUGAAGGGUUCCCAGAGGGAGCGCAGCCUGUUGUGGAAGGAGCUCAAACGCAGGCUGCUCAAUGGACAGAUCCUCUACAAGCCUGUGUACUAACUGAGCUGACUGACUGUCUGGCACACCAGCACUCUGCCCCUGUAAUACAUUCCAAUGUCUUAACCAAACCUGCCCUGCGCACACAAUGGGGUGAAAACUAACUUCCACUUAAGUUGAAUUUCCACUUAGUCCUGCUCUGAUGUCAAUGGGAGCCUAAAGUGAAGCAUUGGCUGAAGUGGACAUUAGGAUUCAACCCCAUGGCUUUAGAAUGUACUGUAGGUAGGCUUGUCUAGUACUAAGAUACUAACCUAAUGCCAAAAGACUCUGACUGGCUCUGCCUUUUCAUCUAUUGCUGCCAAAAGUGUCCUUAUUUUCUAUAAGAAUAUAUCUUAUCCACUGUGGUUUAGCAGCUUAUUCAGUGGCUUAUUGGCCAUUUUUAAAGUUGAGCUGUAGUUCUUAAGCUAGCAUGGAACGUGUGUGAUUUGUUAUCACUGCUUAGAGAGUCAUAUCAAUAUAACUGUAGUUGUCGACAGGAUUUUUCUGAAUUUAUUAAGGCUCCUAUUUAAUGUGUCCAGUGUCUUUUUGUUUCCAUUCAAUGUUCAGGAACGGUAUGUUUUGUAAAAAUGUAUUUAUCAUCAUUUAUCAUUGUCUUACAGACUGCUUUGGAACCCUUGUUUGUUAGCAUGUAAUGUUUAAAGUUGUCCUUUGUAUCUAUGUUUUACUGAACUGUGGAUGAUUGGUCAUUUGUAAACACUUUGUACAGGGUUCUAGCUUUGCUGAUUUUUAAAACCAAUACAUUCAUUAUUUAAAUAGGAAUAUAUAAAACCGAUGUACACAAGGUUGUACAGUAUGAUGAUAUUACUGUCUUAUUAAAGAAAUUGAGUGGUCAUGUGA
This is a messenger RNA of Oncorhynchus gorbuscha (pink salmon), 2903 nucleotides long. It is a transcript of the gene prodha, whose product is annotated as proline dehydrogenase (oxidase) 1a. The record is from RefSeq and is a predicted model, not a curated record. Gene Ontology annotation, cellular component: mitochondrion. The coding region runs from base 147 to 2069 and encodes 640 amino acids. Lineage: Eukaryota; Metazoa; Chordata; Actinopteri; Salmoniformes; Salmonidae. The transcript is spliced from 15 exons. Gene Ontology annotation, molecular function: proline dehydrogenase activity; FAD binding.